AUGGCCCUCGACCUGCGCGACGCGCGGGGCCCUGGCCGGCGCGGCCGCCCCGACCCGCUGGAGGGCAGCCCGGCGGCGACCGCCGCGGCGGGGAGCGACGACGAGGCCGACGCCGCGGAGGGGGCCCGGCGCGUCCGCCGCCGCCUCGCCCCGGGCGACGCCGGGGAUCCAGGGGACGAGGGCCCCCCGGAGCCGAGCCCCUCCGCCUCGGACGAGGACGAGGACAUGCCCGAGUCGUAUUACGACCUGACGCACGAGCGCCUCUCCGAGGGCGCCGACCCCGUCGACAGACGGCUGGAGGAGAAGAUCCGCCGGAACUUCCGGCAGUUCCUGCUGAGGUUUGUGCCCGAGGGCCAGUCGGAGCCCAAGUACCCGGACAUGCUGCAGCAGAUGGCGGAGGAGCACCAGCGGCACCUGGAUGUCAACUUCCAGCACCUGCAGAAGUGGAGCCCCUCGCUCGCGCUGUGGAUCUCGGACAGCCCGGUGCGCAUCCUGCCGAUCCUGAACGAGACUCUUAUGGGCGAGGCGGAGCGGAAGUUCCAGACGUACAAGCUGCUGCGCGACACCGACGAGAACGAGCUCCGGGUGGCGAUCCACUCCUUCCCCGUCCGCGAGCCGAUCCGGGAGCUGAACUCGAGGCACUUGAACAAGCUGGUGCUCGUCCACGGCGUCGCAACCAAGCGAAGCGGCGUAUUCAACCAGAUCAAGCGCCUGUACCUGCGCUGCGCCAAGUGCAGCUUCGCCUGCGGUCCGUUCGACGUCGCCGAGGAGAAGGACCUGAAGCCAGGGGCUUGCCUCGAGUGUCAGUCGAGAGGGCCCUGGAUCGUCGACCGUUCGAAGACGCUGUACCGCAACUUCCAGAAGAUCACGCUGCAGGAGAGCCCCAGCAGCGUCGAGCCAGGGAAGAUGCCCCGCUCGAAGGACGUGAUCCUGACUGGCGACCAAGUGGACACCGUCCGACCCGGCGACGACCUCCAGGUGACGGGCAUCUAUCGCUGCCUGCACGAUGCGGCUACGAACGCUCGCACCUGCUUCCCCGUGUUCCGCACGGAGAUCCAGUCCGUGAACGUGCACCGCAAGGGAGACACCAAGAUAUUCCAGAUCACUGACGAGCAGACACAGCAGAUCCUCGAGCUGGCCAAGAGCCCGAACGUCCGCGAGCGCAUCAUCGCCUCCAUCGCGCCGUCCAUCUUCGGGAUGCGUCACGUUAAGACGGCCAUCGCCAUGGCGAUGAUGGGCGGCUGCCGGAAGGAGUGCGCCGGGAAGCACCGCAUCCGCGGCGACAUCAACGUCCUGAUCGUGGGCGACCCGGGCCUGGCCAAGUCGCAGUUCCUCAAGUACGUGGAGCAAACCUUCCCCCGGGCCGUCUACACCACCGGGAAGGGCGCGAGUGCCGUGGGUCUCACGGCUGCGGUGACGAAGGACGAGCGCGGCGAGUGGUGCCUGGAGGGCGGCGCGAUGGUGCUCGCCGACGACGGCAUCUGCCUCAUCUCGAAGAAGAAAAACAGCGGCAUAAGCAUAAGCUUCCGGAUCGGCGGCGAAAUCCGAACGCUGCCCUCGCCGAUUAACGAAUCAGGCAGCUCGAUGGGCGGCGGGCGUGGGGUUCUGAACUCGUCGAGCACGCGGCGAAAUCCGAACCCCUACCCCUGCCUCCCAUCGAUACAGGAGAAUCGAUGA
This is a messenger RNA of Prorocentrum cordatum, 1677 nucleotides long. The record is from the annotation of a GenBank genome assembly. Lineage: Eukaryota; Dinophyceae; Prorocentrales; Prorocentraceae.